CUGUCGGCUGCCUACCGGCCUCGUGUCUGACUGGUGCGCAGCCCCGAGUCCUUGCCAGCCCCUCCACUCCCCGCCCCCUCCUCCGGCCUUCUCCCGUCUGGGCCGGUCCCCGGCUUCCAUCUCCCACCCUGAGCCGGUACUUGUUCCCCGCCUGCUGUCCUCCAAGGGUCCCUGUCUGAGCCCCGGCCCCAUGGCUCUGCAGGCUUUGCAGAGCUCGGGGGUGGCCUUUCGCAAGAUCCUGUCUCACUUCCCCGAGGAGCUGAGCCUGGCUUUCGCCUACGGCUCGGGGGUGUACCGCCAGGCGGGGCCCAGCUUAGACCAGAAGAAUGCCAUGCUGGACUUCGUGUUCACAGUCGAUGACCCCGUUGCAUGGCAUUCAAAGAACCUGAAGAAGAACUGGAACCAUUACUCGUUCCUAAAAGUUUUGGGGCCCAGCUUUAUCACCACUGUGCAGAAUAACUACGGCGCCGGCGUUUACUACAACCCAUUGAUCACGUGUGACGGGAGGCUUAUCAAAUAUGGCAUUAUUAGCACUAGUGUUUUGAUUGAAGAUCUCCUCGACUGGAAUAACUUAUACAUCGCUGGACGACUCCAGAAACCGGUGAAAAUCGUAGCAAUGAACGAGAAUGUCGCUCUCAGGUCAGCCCUGGAUAAAAAUCUGAAGAGUGCUGUGACCGCUGCUUUCCUCAUGCUCCCCGAAAGCUUUUCUGAGGAAGACCUGUUUAUAGAGAUUGCCAGACUCUCAUAUUCAGGUGACUUUCGGAUGGUGGUCGGAGAGGAUAAGGCAAAAGUGUUGAAUAUUGUGAAGCCCAACAUAGCCCACUUUCGUGAGCUCUAUGGCAGCAUUCUACAGGAGAAUCCCCAAGUGGUAUAUAAAAUCCAGCAAGGCAGCCUGGAGAUCGAUAAAAGCCCAGAAGGACAGUUCACUCAGCUAAUGACAUUGCCCAAAACCUUACAGCAACAAAUAAAUCAUAUUAUGGACCCUCCUGGAAAAAACAGAGAUGUGGAAGAAACUUUAUUACAAGUGGCUCAUGACCCCGACUGUGGAGACGUGGUGCGUCUAGGGCUCUCGGCAAUCGUGAGACCUUCCAGUAUGAGACAGAGCACCAAAGGCAUUUUCACUGCUGGCCUGAAGAAAUCAGUGAUUUAUAGUUCUCUAAAACUGCAUAAAAUGUGGAAAGGAUGGCUGAGAAAAACAUCCUGAUUUUGCUUGCUUUUAUCUAUGUUACGUGUAGCUGAAUAAAAUGAUCCUUUUUGACAGAA
This is a messenger RNA of Kogia breviceps (pygmy sperm whale), 1263 nucleotides long. RefSeq names its product TAM41 mitochondrial translocator assembly and maintenance homolog (gene TAMM41). Gene Ontology annotation, molecular function: phosphatidate cytidylyltransferase activity. NCBI's taxonomy places the organism in Eukaryota, Metazoa, Chordata, Mammalia, Artiodactyla, Physeteridae. The record is from RefSeq and is a predicted model, not a curated record. Gene Ontology annotation, biological process: CDP-diacylglycerol biosynthetic process; cardiolipin biosynthetic process. Gene Ontology annotation, cellular component: mitochondrion.